Molecule: messenger RNA, 6122 nt
Organism: Esox lucius (northern pike)
Lineage: Eukaryota; Metazoa; Chordata; Actinopteri; Esociformes; Esocidae
Gene: myo1cb
Product: myosin Ic, paralog b
Exons: 33
Coding region: 409-3525 (1038 amino acids)
Biological process (GO): vesicle transport along actin filament; actin filament organization
Cellular component (GO): actin cytoskeleton; myosin complex; microvillus
Molecular function (GO): ATP binding; microfilament motor activity; actin filament binding
Source: RefSeq, a predicted model, not a curated record
CAAUAUAGUCAUAUUUAAUCUUUUGACGUUUAAUGUCGUAAAGUCUACAUUUUUUAAUAAAUGUGAGAUAAUUUGACAUAGUGUGGUUGAGUGUGUAUAUAAUAGUGUGGUUGAGCUACUAAAACUGGACAGAUUUGGUAUUCUAAGAAGAAACCUUUGCUGUAGAUUCAGCCGCCAGAUUAAAGUUGCUUGUGGGACACGUUAACGAGGAAUCGCUGACAGGACUGGGCAGGCACGUCGAGAGAAUUGAAUCUCGCGUUUUCACUAUUCCGCCGGUCUAACGAGAGAACAGUUUUAGCUUGCUGUCUUUCUCUAGCCAAGGCUACCGGCGAAGAGGGAACACCGGGGCGAAGUAGCUUGCUGUGUCGCAUUGACUUCGGCUAACUGAAGCCCUCUUGCUCCAUUCAGAUGAACCAGGCGGUAGGUAGUGACGGAGUUCGGAUCACCAUGGAGAGUGCCCUGACGGCCAGGGACCGGGUGGGGGUGCAGGACUUUGUCCUGCUGGAGAACUUCACCAGCGAGGCGGCCUUCAUCGAGAACCUCCGCAAACGCUUCAAGGAAAACCUAAUCUAUACAUACAUUGGCUCAGUUCUGGUGUCGGUGAACCCGUACAAGGAUCUGGAGAUCUACACUAAGAACCACAUGGAGCGCUACCGAGGGGUCAACUUCUACGAGGUCUCUCCCCACAUCUAUGCCGUGGCUGACAACUCAUACCGCUCCAUGCGGACAGAGCGUAGGGACCAGUGUAUCCUGAUCUCAGGGGAGAGUGGCGCUGGCAAAACAGAGGCGUCCAAGAAGAUCCUGCAGUACUACGCCAUUACCUGUCCUGCUAGUGACCAGGUCCAGACGGUCAAGGACCGCCUGCUGCAGUCCAACCCGGUUCUGGAGGCUUUUGGAAAUGCCAAAACAUUGCGCAAUGACAACUCCAGCCGGUUCGGCAAAUACAUGGACAUCCAGUUUGAUUUUAAGGGAGCUCCAGUUGGGGGCCACAUCCUCAACUACCUGCUGGAGAAGUCCCGGGUGGUCCACCAGAACCACGGCGAACGGAACUUCCACAUCUUCUACCAGCUGAUCGAGGGUGGCGAGGAGGACCUGCUGCGACGUCUUGGCCUGGAGAAGAACCCCCAGCAGUACCAGUACCUGGUCAAGGGGAACUGUCCCAAGGUCAGCUCCAUCAACGACCGCAGCGACUGGAAGGUGGUCAGGAAGGCCCUGACUGUUAUCGGCUUCAACGACGAUGAGGUGGAGGAGCUGUUGAACAUUAUUGCCAGUGUCCUUCACCUGGGGAACAUUCAGUUUGGAGGGGAGGACAGUGGCAUUGCCUACAUCACCACAGACACCCAGAUCAAGUACCUGUCUCGGUUGCUAGGUGUGGACGGUUUAGUCCUGAAAGAGGCGUUAACACACAAAAAGAUAAUCGCUAAAGGAGAAGAGCUGAUUAGCCCUCUAAACCUGGAACAGGCUGCGUCGGCCCGGGAUGCCCUGUCCAAGGCUGUGUAUGGACGCACGUUUACCUGGCUAGUCAACAAGAUCAACGACUCCCUGGCCUUCAAGGAUGAGAGCUAUAAGAACCCUUCGGUCAUUGGUCUCCUAGAUAUCUACGGCUUUGAGGUUUUUCAGCACAACAGCUUCGAGCAGUUCUGCAUAAACUACUGUAACGAGAAACUGCAGCAGCUGUUCAUAGAGCUCACCCUCAAGUCGGAGCAGGACGAAUACGAAGCCGAGGGAAUAACGUGGGAACCGGUGCAGUAUUUCAACAACAAGAUAAUCUGCGAUCUGGUGGAGGAGAAGUUCAAAGGAAUCAUCUCCAUUCUGGAUGAGGAGUGUCUAAGGCCAGGUGAUGCCAGUGAUAUUACCUUCCUGGAGAAGCUGGAAGACACAGUGGGAGGCCACGCCCACUUGACAACUCACAAGCUGGCCGAUGGAAAGACCCGGAAGGUGAUGGGCCGAGAGGAGUUCAGGUUGCUGCACUAUGCUGGAGAGGUCAACUACAACGUCAACGGCUUUCUGGACAAGAACAAUGACCUCCUCUUCAGGAACUUGAAGGAGGUCAUGUGCAUGUCGGAGAACACGAUUCUGACCCAGUGCUUUGACCGGGUGGAGCUGAAGGACAACAAAAGACCAGAGACGGCAGCGACCCAGUUCAAGAACAGCCUGGCGAAGUUAAUGGAGAUCCUGAUGUCCAAGGAGCCGUCGUAUGUGCGCUGUAUCAAGCCCAACGAUGCCAAGCAAGCAGGUCGGUUCGAUGAGGUUCUCAUCAGACAUCAGGUCAAGUACCUGGGUCUGAUGGAGAACCUGCGUGUGAGGAGAGCAGGCUUUGCGUACCGCCGUCGCUACGAGAUCUUCCUCCAGAGAUAUAAGUCCCUGUGCCCGGAAACCUGGCCUACCUGGGAAGGAAAGCAGGUUGAUGGGGUGUCCACGCUGGUCAAACACCUGGGCUACAAACCUGAGGAGUACAAGCUGGGCAGAUCCAAGAUUUUCAUCCGUUUUCCAAAGACCCUCUUCGCCACAGAAGACGCAUUAGAAACCAGGAAACACAGCCUAGCCACCAAACUGCAGUCCGGCUGGAAAGGCUACACCCAGAAGACCAAAUACCGCAAACUCCGGUCGUCAGCCGUUAUGAUCCAGUCAUGGUGGAAAGGCAUUCUGGCCCGGCGGAGGGCACAGCGUAAGAGGCAGGCGGUCGACUCCAUCCGCAGGUUCAUCAAGGGAUUCAUCUACCGCCAUAAGGAGCGUUGUCCCGAGAACGAGUACUUCCUGGACUACGUGCGCUACUCCUUCCUGAUUAAGCUACGCAAGAACCUCCCAAAGACAGUCCUGGACAAGAGUUGGCCCACACCCCCGGCGGCUCUCGUUGAGGCGUCAGAACUGCUGCGGAAAAUGAACAUGCAGAACAUGGUUUGGCGCUACUGCAAGAAGAUCAACCCUGAGUGGAAACAUCAGUUGGAACAGAAAAUGGUGGCCAGUGAGAUCUUCAAAGACAAGAAGGACAACUAUCCUCAAAGUGUCCCGAAGCUCUUUGUGGGCACACGGCUCAACGGAGAGGAGAUUAACCCCAAGGUGUUGCAGUCACUUGGCAAUGAGAAGAUGAAGUAUGCCGUCCCAGUGACCAAGUACGACAGGAAGGGCUACAAGGCUCGGAACAGGCAGUUGUUGCUGACCUCCAACAGUGCCUUCAUCGUGGAGGAGGGCAAACUCAAACAGCGCAUCGACUACGCAUCCCUCAAAGGUAUCUCUGUCAGCUCUCUGAGUGAUGGCGUCUUUGUUCUGCACGUGCCAACCGAAGACAACAAACAGAAGGGUGACGUGGUGUUGCAGAGUGACCACAUCAUCGAAACCCUGACCAAGGUGGCCAUCUGCGCGGACAAGAUCCACAGCAUCAACAUCAACCAGGGAAGCAUAACAUUCACGGUGGGCCACGGAAAAGAGGGAACCAUUGACUUCACCUCUGGUUCUGAGCUGCUUGUUGCCAAGGCGAAGAAUGGCCACCUCUCAGUGGUGAGUCGGCAUAACGGAGGGAUAUAGAGCCACAGUCCUCCACAGCAGAACUAACACAACGGCCCCUCGACUGAACUCCAGAUGAUGGCCAUCACCUGACUGCGCCAUUGGAGGUCCUUCCUGGAAAUACGCUCCUAUUCACCAAUCACAGCCGCAGACCCGGCUCUGCAUACGCCAAUCAAAUGCCAGCUCUCGCUACACCAAUGGCUUCCAAUUAAGAAAUAGUCCAGAGAAACUAACUGAUAUUUAUGUUUAUAUAUUUUGGGGAUUAAUACUUAUUUUUAUUUGAACAUUGUGAUUUUUAUAUAUGAUGCCAAGGGAUAACAAUGUUAGUGCAUUUUUCCUGCACCAUUAUGUCGAUCUUGCUUAAAUUGGUAACAUGACCAAGAGAACAAUGAGUGGAUAUUGGGAGAUUGAGAGAGAUGACAUGGGUGGUGUUGUCUAUGAAAAAUCAGGGUUAAGCAUUAGUCUGUCUCCUUCGCUUUUUAUCUUCCAUUCUGUCUUCACAGUCUUUCCUGAGUUUUUGUAAACUUCUAACUGUCUGGGGCAGGUGCUUGUGCUGUGUGGAAGAUAUAGUACAUGGCUGAGGGUAUGUAGGCUAGCCUCGUAAUGAGCUAUCGGGGAGCAGAGAACUUGGUAGAGAAGUCCAUAACAAAGAACCCAUUUCUUGCUUCUUUCAUCUCUGACACAAUAUCUCUGAGGUGUUUGUUCCAAUGGCAUGUCGCCAGCGAAGUCCUAUGUAAGUGUGACUUUUUGAACAGAGCACACAGGCCAGUAGGUUUGGCCUGUGCAGUGCUACUCGCUACAUCAUUCAUCAUGAUUUGUAGAUCACGGAGCCCAAAUUAUAGCAUAAAACAACGCAUUAUGGUGAGCAGAAUGUUGAACUGAGACCAGUUAAAGCACCAGUUAAGGUGUUUACACUGGAAACGGCAUAGCUAAUGGUGUUCAUACUGGAAACACCAUGGUGAACAGCGGUUAUGGUCUUCAUUUUUAGACAACAGACUUAAAGAAUAAGCACGUGAAAAAGAGAUCAAGGAAAAAGGCAAAAGAAGGAAAAUGGGGAAAAUUGAGAGAACGGAUUAGUGUUUGCAUUUAUUUUUUAAACGUGUGCCCAAAAGUGUGCCUUUCUCCUUUACUAAGUAAGCGUUAAUGGAUUAUUUUGUUGUUGAAACAACAUUUAAACAAUGAAGACUGGGAAUGUUGAGUCAACUGCUGUUAAAAAGCUAAACUUAUUGUAUACCAUCCGGGUGGCCUUGAAGACGACUCGUCAGAGGGAGUGUUUCGUACUGCAAACGCAUUUCAAAUCACAUUACAGUGUAAAAGGAUUCAAUAGUCGACAAGUGUGUACAGACUUGGACGUUAAGCAUUUAGGAAAAUACGUGAGGAUCAAUUUUCUUUACCACGUAUGAAGGUUUCUGGCUGCCUCCCCGUGGUCAUGCUGUGGAUUUUUGUGGCAGCUCGUCAGGUUACUAACAGUAACCGUGAGAACUGUCACUGCUUAUUUACCGCAUUUUCGUACACUACCGUUGAGGAUGCGUUGAAGUUUGAUAUCGAAUUCAUCUGUAUUGUUGGGCUGUGUAAAUAUCGGGCCAAAAUUAUACUUACCAACCAAGAACAUACCACUUGCAAACAGCUCUGCUCUCUGAAUGCGCUGCCAUUUUCAUUGGCAUGUUAAAUCCCAGCUCCUUAUUUUGAGAUGAGACCCCAUGCAAAAAGGGCAGACUAGUUUUAGCGGUCAAGCCACUCCAGGUGUUUUAUACUAUAUCAUAGGAUAUAAUCAUAGCCAAGGGCCUCCUGUUCAAAGAAAGCACAUGAAUUGCCUUGAUAAACUGUAACUUCCUUAGGAACACUUUGCCAGAACUGAAAGGGGGGGGGCUGUUGAAAGGAUCUCACAUGACACUACAUUUCCAGCAUUUAAUCUAAACCGUUCUCUCCGGCGUUCAGUUUUUCAGUUUGCGUGCUGCUGAUUCUUUGCUUUGCCUCUACUCCUUCCGAAGUGUGUACAGCUGACAACCCAAUGAAUGAACGAAUGGUAAAACAGGUGCAAUAUGCCUAAAUACCGGUGUAUUGAUGCACUGACACUAGCCAAAGAAACAAUAGCAGACGAAAUGUCUGUAAAUUCAUUGUCUGUUGUGUGAUUGUCAUGUCAAUUAAAUGUUACUCCUUUCCUGUUUGGACGUGUUAUUUUAGCCGGCCUGUUGUUUUGUUGCGAUCGGCUUAUGCUGUUCUUUUUUUGUACAACCACAACGUUUGUCAAUCCGCACAAACACUUGUGGGCUCAGGCUUGCGUGUCCUACGCUGUAAUUAGAGAUGUGAGCCAAGUCAGGAUUCGUGAAAAGAACGUGCUUGUCCUGCUCGAUAUCUGUAUGUUGCUUAUGUGCCUUGAGUUUAAGAGAAAUACAACCAGUUUUGUAACAAAAUCAGUAAGAAACAUCACGACAUAUUCCCCCUUUUAAAUGCCAUACAAGCUUCUUUGUAAAGCCUGUCUCAAACCAAGUCCUGUGUUUUAAUCAUACAAUGCACAUGGUGUGAAUCCUAAAUUAUAGCAUCAACCGUCAUGUAGAAUUACAACACACUAAGAUCAAAUAAUACCAUUUCAAAAUAAACUUACCAAUGAUAAAUGA